Molecule: messenger RNA, 1750 nt
Organism: Daucus carota subsp. sativus
Lineage: Eukaryota; Viridiplantae; Streptophyta; Magnoliopsida; Apiales; Apiaceae
Exons: 7
Coding region: 73-1383 (436 amino acids)
Cellular component (GO): nucleus
Source: RefSeq, a predicted model, not a curated record
GACAGUGUGACCACAUUGUGUUCGUUUUCAUCAGAAACUAAAGCACGCAGAGAAACAGUGAGGCGCAACAAAAUGGACAGCAGUGCUGUUACCAGUUGUUCAUCGUCAUCAUCACCGGAGAUUGAGAUGAUAGAAGCGCUAACGAAACGAGGGUGGUGUUUUGGAGAUAUUGACAAAGUCAAGGCCGUGAUUGUUGUUCAUUCCGCACUUCACGCCGGAGAGGCCACCGUUGAUUUAAUCGAAUCCGAGCUUUGUAACAUGGACUUGAAUUCUAUCGCCGCUAAAUCCCUGCCGGACUCUUCUGUUCUUCGCUCCAAGUCCUCUCGUCUUCUCGGCCCUAAAGUCCUUCAGAUUUCUGCUGUUAGGGACAUAUCUCGCAGUAUGAUAGCUGAAAGUUCAGGAAAUUCAAGCAACAAGAGGCUUUUAAGGUUGAAGCUAACAGAUGGACACUCUGAGAUUACUGCUAUAGAGUACACCCAAAUACCAUCCAUUCCCGAUGAUGUUGUUCCCGGAACCAAGAUCCGUCUUGAAGAUAAGGCCGUUAUGCGAAAUGGUAUCUUGUGCUUAAAUGCGAAAGUUAUAACUGUAUUAGGAGGUGUUGUUCCGUCGCUUUAUGAAGAAUGGCAAAUGAACCAGAAAUAUUCAGGUUUCUCACGCACAUCUGCACAAUUAACAAAUGAUGGUGAUGCUGGGGGCCCACCACAGUUUGAGAAAUUGCACGUUGGGGCACCUUCACGUCGGCUUAACCAAGGAAAAUUUCCUCAAUUUUCUGAGCGGAGUUCGAAUAAUCCGAGCCUUGCUUUUCUGGGCAAAGAUAAAGGUUCUAUAUCCGGACAGAGCAGUGAGCCACUGCAUUCUGUCGGAAAGGUUGAUAGUAAGAACAGUAAUGUAGAAUCAGUUUCAGUUAACCAAAGGAGUGAAGGAAACAAUUCCUCCUCUGAUUCAAGACCAAAAGAAGUGGUUGAGUCGAUCCCUGUUCAAAAUCAAGCUGCUUCACAAAAGCUUCUUGAGAAAAUGAAUAAUAAUGGCCGAGGUGAUCGUUUUGCUAGAGGUGGGAAGCAUAGAGGAAAGGGAAAAUUUGAGGAGGCAAACGUCUUGACUUUAGAUGAAUGGGAGAAGAGAAAAGCUAGUGCAAACUCAUCGAUGAAACAAGGGAUUCCUGACGUUAGGCAGGAUGAGGAUCUAGCACGCCAGCUUCAAAACCAAUUUGACUUGGAAGAUCAUGGACAAAGAGGACCCCAAAUGACACAGGCAGAUUCUAUUAAACUGAAUAUGUUUAGUUUCGCUAAAGACAAUGUUAAUGAUGAUGGUAGAUCAGGAUUCAGAGGGAGGGGAAGAGGAAGGGGUAGGGGAAGAGGACGAGGGCGAGGCAGAUUUGGUUGACUGUUUGAAUGAUUUUAUUGUUGUGCAACUUUUUAACUUCGAGAUGUGAUGGAUGCCUGAUCGUUCUGUGAUCUGAAUAGAUCUAAUUGAACACAUAGUUUUGGAUUUGGUCAACAGUUUUGGUUUUUAUUUAAAAUUAGAAUACAUUUUGGGUUAGUUUUGGUUCUUGUCUUGACUGAAUCGGUUUUAAGUUUACCGUCCUGUAUGCUUCACAAAUUGCACAAUGAGAAUUCUAGUGGAAUUGCUAGUAAAGAGGCUUUAUCUUUACUCUGUCUCCUUUGGUCUCUCUGUCUGGUUCAGUUUGCUUUUGUGAAGGAUUCUACCGGAAUUGCUAGUAUAUUUCAGUUGCAUUGGUUACUGGUAUUCA